Molecule: messenger RNA, 2314 nt
Organism: Menidia menidia (Atlantic silverside)
Lineage: Eukaryota; Metazoa; Chordata; Actinopteri; Atheriniformes; Atherinopsidae
Source: the annotation of a GenBank genome assembly
UUUUGAUAAUUUUUUAAAGCAAGACGCCUUUGCCAGCCCCAUCUCCAUUUCUACAAGUGCACCUUUGAGAUCAAUGCUACAAUCAGUCACCAUUCCCGGGAAUACAACCAGCUACACUUUCCUCGACCUAAUUCCAGAUCAGAUCUACAGCCUUCAGGUGAAAGCAUGCACCAGUGUGGGAUGUUCGGUGUCUGGAGUGUCUCAGCUUUUUCGUACGCUCCCUGCUCCUCCCGAAGGGGUUCCUGCACCUCACCUCUACUCUGACACUCCCACAUCUGUUCUCUUAUCCUGGGGUGCGCCAACGAGAAGCAAUGGACCACUGGAACGCUGGGUGAUAGAACGAAGAGUUUCCAGUACCAAAGAAAUCUCCACAGUAGGUCAUCUCCCACCAGAUCCUCCCCCACUUUCUUUCCUGGACUCCUCGUCAGCUCUCAGUCCUUGGACUAGCUACCAGUAUCGACUGAUGCUAAUUAAUCAGGCUGGCAAUUCCACAGGGCCCUGGGCCAACGUCACCACAAGGCCUUCGCGACCUGCUGGUCUCAGUCCACCAAGAGUAAAGGUCUUGGGACCGGAAUCACUUCAAGUCACAUGGUCACCUCCUCUGAUUCCCAAUGGAGAAAUUUAUGGAUAUGAAAUCCGUCUCCCAGAACCCCGUUUCUCCCAUGACACCAGGAAUCUAUCUGAGCUUAAUGUCACCAUCAGAAGCCUUGUUCCAUACAGGAAUUACAGUGUCACUGUGUUGGCUUGCUCAAAAGGUGGAGGACAUGUUGGGGGAUGCACAGAAAGCCUUCCAACUCCUGCUACUACAUUACCCACAAGACCUGGAGGCCUUGCACCUCUGUCAAUAGUGGCAGUCAGUGAGUCUUUACUGGUCAUUUCCUGGCAACCACCAAGCAGGCCUAGUGGACCUAAUAUAAGAUACAAGUUGCUCAGACGUAAAACCCACCAGCCCCUGGCCAUCACCACAGUGCCCACAGUAAAAACCAUGUCCCCAUCCCCCUCUGAAGAUCUCCAUCACUGGCUUCAUGUUUACUCCGGCACCAAAUUGUUCUACCAAGAUAAAGGCCUAAGCAGAUUCACCCGUUUCCAGUACCAGUUGGUUGUUCAUAAUGAUUUCGGUUUCACCUCGGGAGAGAUUGUUACUGCAGUGACCAUGGCAGGGGCUCCCCUCAAGCCUCCAUCUCUGUCUGCUCAUGCUAUCAAUCACACAGCCAUACAAGUCAACUGGACAGAGCCCUCCUUGCAAGAUCUGCAGGGAGAUGUGCAGUCUUUCUUUCUUGCAGUAGAGUCUCCUCAGCCUGGUCUGGUUUUGGCUUUUGGACCGGAGAUAAAGUCCACAGUGAUAAGUGACCUCUGGCCCAGCACCACAUAUGUGGUGUCAUUACAGGUGUCCAACGGAGCACAUAAUACAACUAAAGCAAAAGUUAAUGUCACCACGGCGGAUGGAGAGCCAGAAGGGGUCUUUGCUCCAGAAGUGGUUACAGUAAACAGCAGCACAGCGCGUGUGCUCUGGUUCCUUCCUCUUCGACCCAACGGAGCUAUCACUGCUUACAACGUAUAUGUUAACGAUCGCCUUCAUGGAAGCGUUGACAACAGCUCUGGCUCGUACCUGCUGGUGGGCCUACAGCCUUUUACGGUGUAUAAUAUACAGGUGGAGGUAUGUACAGUGUACGCUUGUGCUCGAAGUAAUGUUACCAAAACAACCACUGUGGAGGACCUGCCUUCUGACUUAGCCCUACCACGAGCACAAGUAAUCAGUCCCAGGUUGGUGAGAUUAGAUUGGUCCCAUCCAGGCAAACCCAGUGGGAUCAUGCUGGGUUAUGAGGUUUUAAGACGGACCCUUAGAACAUGCUCUGACGGGCUGACAGGGAUAACACCACUGUUGGGGAAGGAAUCGGACAGUACAGUUGGUUUAAGGUUUAAAUGUUCCUACCUGCGGUGUCCUGCGACUCAUGGCGUAUGUGGGACACACUGCUUCAUUCCUGAUGAACAGGUGUUUAUAUUUCCUUCAUCUGUCCUUGUCUUUGUAGAUGAAUACUGCUGUCCUGACCACUUGCAGGGCCGGGUCUCAGUGGGGCUGGGUGACAGCUGCUGCGGGGGGGUUCCUUACUCCAUGACAGGCGGCCAGCUCUGCUGCACUGGGAGCUUUCAUGAUGGCUAUGGGGUCCAAUGCUGUGGAGGCCGGAUUGUAGAUGAUACCCUGGUGUGCUGUGGUGAUGCUGAAAGGGGGGAGGUGCAUAGAUAUACUCCAGGUGAGAGAAAAGAAACACAUCAGUGCACAAUCCUCUUUUAUCAGUAUAUUUUCAUAUUUUGA